Molecule: messenger RNA, 468 nt
Organism: Meloidogyne enterolobii
Lineage: Eukaryota; Metazoa; Nematoda; Chromadorea; Rhabditida; Meloidogynidae
Source: the annotation of a GenBank genome assembly
AUGGUAAUUAAUGGGUUGUUGAAUAAACAAAUAUUUUUAAGAAGGCAUAUUCCUUUAAGUUCUUAUGUGUUAAUUACUCUAAUAUUUUUUGUUGUCAGUUUAGCGAAUAAUUGGGUUAUUGGACUAGGCGUUCCUUUCCCUUUAAUUAUUGUUUCACGCUCUGGUACCCUAGUAGCUAAUGUCCUCUUAACCUUUCUACUUCAAAAUAGAAGGUAUUCGACUAGCAGGAUUGCUUCAAUUUUGGCUGUUACUUUAGGGAUAACUUGCUUCACUUUAUAUAGUCAACAACCAAUUUUAUCAAUUGAAGAAAAUAAUUUUGGAUUCCCCAUUAUAUUUUUUGGAAUUUUAAUUUUAUUCCUGUCAAUGUUUGCUUCGGCCUAUUUGGGUAUUUUACAAGAAAACAUUUUUGCUAAAUAUGGAAAAUACCCAGAAGAAAUGAUGUUUUAUGUGGUAAAUAAUUUAAAAUAA